GGCUACACAUAUUGACGUACUUACCUUUAUAAUUUAACACCGAUCGAUAUUUAUAGAUUUGUAAACAGCUACCCGCUUAAUGAAGAUCUAUAAAUGGUAUUGUGAAAUACUCGAGUUUUGUACGAAGAUAGACCAUUGUGGGAUAUUCAGAGUGGUGCAGUUACAGAGUAAUGUCGAAGGCCGUUCAUCCUUUAUCACCCCCGGAGUAUUCAGGACCAGAACCCGGUUUUAAUGGCGGAGCAAACUCCGGGAUAUAUCCAGGGCUUGUGGAAAUAAUGACCCCCGAUCGUAUAGAAGACACAACACCUCCACCAGCAUACGAUACAAUUUUCGUCAGUGAACAGAGCUCCAGUCAAUCAAAACCUAACGUGCACCAUGAUGAUAGAAAUUUGUGGGAGAAAGUUCACGAAUGGUUUGAAUUCUCGAUCCUACAACAAAUAAUUUGGCUUGGUGCUCUCGUCUUUGCGACAACCUACAUUCGUUUCGGUUUGAAAUAUGCUGGUCAGUGUUUUCGGAAAAAGUACGAUGGAAACGGCAAAACCAUAGAAGAAGAAGACCUUCCUUCAUUCAUGAAAGCAGAGGGUGGAGUUUUGUGUGCAUUAGUUCUCUAUGUCUUCGUUUGGCGUUUAAUAUUCAUCUGUGACAGGAAGCGGACUCAUCGCAUCAACAAAGCAGAUUUGGAGGGAAGAAAAAAAUGUGGUGGCUACUUGUUUUUCUUCUGCUGCGGUCUAUGCUUUGCAACUUUUGUUUUAUGUAUUAUAGGAGCAACAAAAGUUUUCCAAUUUCAUGAUGUCACUAAAAACCACACAUUGAAGUGUAACGAUGAGUUCUACAACUUUUAUCACGAUACCAAGAUAGGACAGAUGGUCAUACUGAUACCGUAUGCUGUUUACGUCAUUGUCUCCAUGUUUAUUGUUAUUCCUAAAGCAAAAAAUUGGUUUAUGCGACAUAAAUGGCACCAGUGGGCCAGUCUUCUUGAUGCCGACCAAGAUGGAAUAAUCAGUUCUGAUGAUAUGAGAAAAACCAACGCAACGCUUGAACAUUUACGACUGGCCAUUGGUGAUAGGAGGACUGCAUUGAAUGCAGAUGCGCAGAAAAAAUGGUGGGAUGAUCAUAUUUUCAAAAGAGGAGCCAACAAACACAUCUCUGUUGACGACUAUGUCGCUUAUCUGGAGGGAAUUUAUAAUCCCAGAGAUAUGGGGAACAAAAUGCGCCCAGUUAUCACCGGCUUUUUUAAUUUCUUCUCGACUCCAGACUUCCGGAAGAAGAAUUGCAUUUUGGCGGAAGAAGAUUUUAUAAAGUUUUGGAUAAUUCUGAAGAAUGUCGAUAAAGUUCAUUGCAGGAAUAUAUAUAUUAGACAUUUUUUGAAUCCUACUACGAUGGAAAAUUUGCUUGGAGACUUUGUUGCCUUGGUUUCCUCUAAUGAUUUCUUUGAUGAAAACACCAUUAGAGUCCACACUGUAUUGAAACCCCCACGAUCAGCAUCAUGUGAUCCUAUCUGUCAUCCUUCAUGUUGUGGUGUCUGAACAAGAUGAAUACAACAACGAACUCUAUAUUGUUAUUAUCAGAUAUAUUACCAACGUUUGUAUGAUUUACGUACUACUAAUGUGUUGAUGUAAAACAGAUCUUAAAAAUCAAAUGACGGUAAUAACCAUGAUAACUUUAAUAACAAUCAUGUGUAAAACAUCAAAUGUUUAGUAUGCCCCAAGUACUUUAUAUUGCAUAAUAUUAAUUUUUUAAAUGAUCUUGAAUGUCUAUGUCAUGCAAACACUGCGUCUGAGUGUAUCAAAAAAGUUGUGAAGAUAUAAAUGUACACGCUAUAUAAAGGAUAUCAAAGACAUUUAUCUGAGUAAGAACAACUGCAGAUCUGUAUUUUAACGAGCGGUUUAUGCCUAUAUCAAUGUUGUCCUGUUGUAGAUUGUUUAAAUAUAAAUUGUGUAGAUACAUGUAGGUAUGAAUAGAAGCGAUACACUAGUAUAUCUGAAAUAUAUGAAUGGAGUAUGAUAGGUGUCAGAGAAUCGCUACUAGUCAUUUUUUUGAUUUACUGGA
Molecule: messenger RNA, 2049 nt
Organism: Mytilus trossulus (common blue mussel)
Lineage: Eukaryota; Metazoa; Mollusca; Bivalvia; Mytilida; Mytilidae
Exons: 6
Coding region: 171-1526 (451 amino acids)
Source: RefSeq, a predicted model, not a curated record